AUGGCUUGCUUGGUAACAGUGCCCUAACUCUAAACGAGGAUAACUUCGAAAAAAGUAUGAGCUCAAAAAAGUCUUCAAAGGCUGUGGACAGUAGUUUUGCUGAAGUUAAAAACUAUGAGUUGAUGUGUGUUGAGAAUCCCCCAAAGGGAGGGGUACCAAAUGAGGAGCGAAUAAGGAUCGCUUUCAAAGUCCUGGAUGACCUGGUUCCCAAACUUGGAGUGUACACCAGAAUCUUCACAAAAAUCAAGGAGGAUUUAUAUGAUGCUGUGUACAGUGAAGACCUUACCACACACACUGAUGGAACAGUGAUGAAGAUUCCAUAUUUUACGUUAAUGAAGAGGAUAUUUGACGAGCGAGAUGACAAACAAGAUCUGCUGUUGGAACAACUUGAGGAAGUGAAGCGAAGGUUGUUUGAUAAACAUAAGCAGUUUGAGGAAUCCAAACAAAAGAUUGCUCAGCUGGAGGAGACCAUUGAUGACCUGAACCAUAAGAUUGAAGGAUUAGAAGAGGAUCUUACAGAAAAGGGGACAGACAUUGUCAGGAUUGAGGAGGAGCUGAAGGAAGAGAGGGAGAGGUCAGAAGAAAUGGAGCAGCGUCUGGAGGGGGACAUAAACGACCUUCAGGAUUCCCUCGACGAGGCACAUCAGGAAAUCGAGAAUCUGUCACGCUACAAAAAGGGAUAUGAUGACCUCUAUUAUGCUUUUCUUGAAACUGGUGAAAAUUCUGAAACUCCUGAAAGAAAGAUUAAACCUGUCAUUUCCACUAAGAGGGCUAACUUGAUGAACAACAUAGAGUCUGCCCAGAAGUUAGAGGAUCAGAUAAUGAGUGUUAUGAACACAGCAGUAGAGGAAUUUGAUCGGUUUUUGGAGGAGCACAAAUCAGAGUUGAUGAAGAUAGAAGACAGAGAUGACCUGACAGAUGCUGAAUACGAGGUUCAGGAGAUGGACAUAGAGCAAGCUGACCAGGAGCUAGAAGCUGUGCAGGAGCGAUUCAAGUUCAAUGUUGGAGACAUAAGCAAUGAGCUAGCCCUUCUGAAGGAACACUGCAAGAUGUUGAUGAAGGAACUAGAAAUACUGGAGCAAAACAAACCCACAGUUACGAAAAGGAAGAGCACAGGAAAAAUGCCAGAUCCUGCUGGGCUGAAUAAGUCAGAUUCAAUUCUUUCUGCGGGUCUGAACGAUGACAAUGAUGAUGAUGAGGGGCCAGACGCUGACCCAUUUAUUCCCCAGGAGAGGGUCUUCAGUAAAUAUGCUGCCAUGUUGUAUACGUCCAACAACCAGGGCCGCUCAUUUGAAGAAUUUAAAGAUGCCAAAUUUUGCCCAAGUUGUGGAGAAAAGACUGUGGUUUGCCCUCAUAAACUGCCGGGGAGUGAUAAGGUCAUUAUUCUCCCCCACAACUGUACUCACAUUAAAAUUACCAGGCCCAAAGUCCGCAUCAACAAGGAGCUCAUUGAUGAGAUUAUGAAGCCAAUGACCCCAGAUUAUUCUCUGGACAUGCCGUCCACUGCGGGAACUUACACUCGUCAGCUGGACAGUAUCCCUACAGGCCACACCCCCGCCACCUCCAGGGAAAGCCCUAGUCUUGUGGGCAGUGAAGCUCACAUGCCCCACACAAUGCACAGAAUGUUUGACGACUACAAGGAUAGAGCCGGAGAUCUGGAGAGAAAAAUUCCCCGGACCCUGACAAUUGGGAGGACCCUGUCUCAGAUAGAACAGUUCUGGGCCUACAUGCUGGAGGGAGAUAAAAUUGUGGAGGAAAAGGACUUUGAAUUUUCUGUAUUGGACCGUCUGUACUUGUUCAUGCAAGAGAGAUACCUGAUUGAUGAUAUUAUGUACCUUUGUACCCAUGACCUUCUGUCAGCCAUUGCGGAAUACUCCUCCAUGAAUAAGACAAUCCAGGUGUUUGGUAACAUUUUAUCUGGUAACUUGGAUGGCGCCUGUUUCCGGUACAUGAUGUUGAUGUGUGACUUUAUCACUGUUGUUGAAUGGAAGGAGGUAGAGGACUUCAGGGCAUUUGCUCAUGUGGUGUAUCCGUUCAUGGGGGAGGAUGAUCUGGAGACUUUACACAUGAGCUACACGUCCUUCAGUGAAAACAAGAUUUCUCCUCAGCUCGUGUGUCAGUUCCUCAUGCACCUGAUCCUCAAAUACAGAGAGCCAUGCUUCCAAGAGAUGGAGCAUAAAAUAAUCCCAGUACAGGGAGGCCAGCCUCCAUCACAGGGAAUGGCCUGGAAGGAGUUCAACACAUCACUGGAUGAGAUCGUCACAACGUCGUCCGAGAAACUGAGGAAGAAACUGUAUAAGGAGGCAGAGGUAGCCGCGAGGAUCGACGGAUACAGAGACACCGUACCCCUAAUGAGGCUCGCACAAAUUGCUGGUUAUCUGAAUUUGGACUCCAUAGCAAAGUCAGUGAAGCAGAACAUCGCCCGUAAAAUCGUGGAAUGGAGGGAAAGGCCGAGUAGUUCUGGAUCUGGUAAAGGAGCUCAACAUCAUGAGGGUCAGCUGGUUGUUUCUGAUGAAAAACUGAUCACGAUGUCGAAUGUGAAACUGCUCGCCAACAAUGUUAACAGACGGAUGGCAAUAAGAAAGAGGAAUAAAGCUGAGGAGAGCUCGGAUAAGGAAGGAGAGAUGGGACAAUCAGGAUGAUGAUUGGCCAUAUUAUGCCACUUCAUAAAGGCAUAUGAUUGGACAUACCAUUCUUCAGUUUAAAGAAGAAAGCAUUUGAUUGGUGGAAAAAAAACCAACUUUUUCUGUGAGCAGUAUGUUCAGUUGGACAAUGAAUUACAGGAAAAUUGAUCAUGAAUAUGACUCCUUCAAUGGAACCAUCUAAUUUAUUUCUGAAAGUUGCUGGAUGUAAACUUCUUGCUGAAUUUCACUUUUUUCAUGAAUAAGAUACCCCACUUUUUGGGGGAGUUCAGAUGUAUUUCGACAUUUUAAAUAUUCUGCCUUAUCUGUGAUAAUAAUAUUUAUUUUGUAAAAUAGAUUUGAAGAUUUGAGAGAGAAA
Messenger RNA from Saccostrea echinata, 3000 nucleotides. RefSeq lists its product as uncharacterized. The transcript has 23 exons. The record is from RefSeq and is a predicted model, not a curated record. Lineage: Eukaryota; Metazoa; Mollusca; Bivalvia; Ostreida; Ostreidae. Bases 57 to 2642 code for a protein of 861 amino acids.